AUGAGGAAUCUAACUGGAGAUGAUACACAAUCUACCCAAGAUGAAGAGGGCUGUGACAGUGAGUUGCUCUGCUUGAAGAUUAAAACCCAGUUGGAGGAUUUGUUCACUGACAGUCACCUGGCAGAGGACGGCUUCUUGCUGAAACAUUUGCAGAAGAACAAGCAGGGAUACGUCAGUCUCAAGCUCCUCACAUGUUUAAAAAAGAUAAAGGUCCUGACCACGAACUGGCACACAACUCUGGCAGGAGCAGAGUGCUCAGAGCUUCUGGAAGUGAACGAUGAACGCACCAAAGUGAAACGGAUAGAGCCGCUUCCCAAAUGGCUACUGUGUUCACCCACCAGCAAGUUCCUCCUCGCCCAUAACCUUUCUGAGGAGCGGACCCAAAGCCUGGAGCACCCUUCACUCUCAGAGAGGAUCCUCCAAAAGUUCACAGCUCAUGGCAACGCCACUUCACUUUGGAUCCUGAAUCCUGGCAAAGAGCUUCCCAAGGAGCUACAGUGCUACGGAAAGCGUCACAAAGAGCUAGGGCAACAGUUGUGUGCAGUAGUGAAGUUUGAUAGAUUGGAGGCAGUUCGUAAGGCCUUCAGUGUCCUGAAAGCAGAGGAGGAGAAGUCUAAUGGUGAAGGCAUGUGUGUGGAAACUUUAGGAUUUCAGUCAAUGCACCACAUCACCAAGGACGAACCAACAGAGGAAAAGAGCAAGGACCAACCUGAGGAGAUGCCUUCCCAGGAAAACUGUCACUUCAAAACUUCAGAGGAUUCAGUCCAGGACAAACUGUAUUUGUCUGUUAAGGUUUCUGAUGAGACUCUGGACAUAUCUCUGCCCCAAAAGCCUUUGGACCCCUCCAUGCAAAGACCCUUUGACCAGAUCACCACUGACUGUAAUGGCCAGUCCUUCUGUGGUUUGAAUCACAGGUACAGUAGGAUGAGCUGGUGCUCUGGAGACUGUGAGAAAGAGAGUUCUCAGAGCCCCUGGGUACUGAGGCGCAAAUUUGCAGCUGGUUCAUUAAACACUAAGGCAACCGGGCACCUAAACGUACCCUGCUUGCUACAAAGAGUGCUGCGUCAGCCCUUUGGCCCUGACGACGCAAAGGCUUUUCAGGGUGGUAGGGGGAGAGGGAAGCUGCUGCAGCAGGAAGAGCUCAAACUCUCCCCUGGAUGGAGUAAUACCACCUGUUCUGAAUAA
Messenger RNA from Scomber scombrus (Atlantic mackerel), 1185 nucleotides. RefSeq names its product La ribonucleoprotein 6, translational regulator b (gene larp6b). Bases 1 to 1185 code for a protein of 394 amino acids. Gene Ontology annotation, cellular component: nucleus. The record is from RefSeq and is a predicted model, not a curated record. The transcript has 3 exons. Lineage: Eukaryota; Metazoa; Chordata; Actinopteri; Scombriformes; Scombridae. Gene Ontology annotation, molecular function: mRNA binding.